This is a messenger RNA of Closterium sp. Yama58-4, 6060 nucleotides long. The record is from the annotation of a GenBank genome assembly. NCBI's taxonomy places the organism in Eukaryota, Viridiplantae, Streptophyta, Zygnematophyceae, Desmidiales, Closteriaceae.
AUGUCGCCGUCUGCCAAUGCGUUGAUCCUCUUCGCCGCACAGACGCUACGGUCCAAGAUUCAGCUACAGCUGUCAGCUCUUGAUUCGUCAGCGCGAGCCGCACUGCUAUCUGCUCUCUUCUCCCUCUUCCAAUCAUUCUGCUGCGUUUCCAACCAGCACCAGGUUCUCCUUCAAAUCUGCGCGUCCAUCUCAGCGCUUCUCCUCCAAUCUCCGGGCACUGCGGCUGACUUGGAGGCCAGGCUAGAAGCUGCCACGUCAGCAGCGGAAGGCGGAGGGGGAAGUGUGUGGGGGAUGAUGGGGGGAGUGGUGGAGCUACUGGGGGCGGUGGGGGACGAGUGCACGGACGAGCAGCGGUGGUCCGUUGGGGUGGUAACCCUGCAGCGCAAACACGUCUUCUGCAUGGAGAUCCUGUCCCACAGCAAAUUCGUGGCCAUGCUGCUGCAGAAAGCUUCGUCAUUGUCACUCUCAGCACUGUCACAGUCCCAAACAGCACCAGGAGCAGCAGCAGAAGCAGCGGAUCGUUCUGUCGGCCUCAGCCUGCUGCACAAGACGCUCAGAUGCCUCUUCACAUGGGUGCGGAUUGGUUUCCUCACGGACCUGUUAGCAGCCGACACGUGGCAGUCACAUGUGCUGCCAUUGGUGGAGCUGGCUGCUGAUUCCCUCCAGGAGGCAAGUCUGUGCGAGGUGGCAACAGAAGUGGUGGGCGAGAUGGCCAGCCGCCACGAGUCCCUACUCCCAGCCAUCACCCCCCGCCUCCUCUCCUCCUUCUCCCAAGCCGCCAUCACCCACCCCGACGCCUUUCCUCCCCUCGCCUCGCCUCCAUCCAAUGCUUCUGCUUCUGCUGCGGCUGCGUCACCAUUUGCCAGUGGUGCUGCUGGUGGCGCUGGUGGCGGGGGCAGUAGUAUGGAUGAGGAGGAGCGAGAGAGGCUCGUGGCUGCUUUUGCGUCGGCUAUAGCCGAUGUUGGCCUGGCGCAUCAGCUGCAGCCCUGCAUCGCCACUUUCUCACCAGGCCACUCCCUCUUUCCAACCCGCCUUCUCAGAUGUGCGUCGGUGCGCUCCUCCGAUCACCGCAUCGCCAUAUCCCUGCUACCCCUCUGGUCAGGCCUGAGCGAGUUUCUCUCCUCCUGCCUCAACAACCCAUCAUCGCCCUCGCCACCGGCGCUAUCAGCCCAGGACGCAGCAGCGACACAGGCCAUUCUCCUUGCCGCUCUGCCCCUGUGCCUCUCGCAUGCCAAGGUGGGUUACGAUGGAGGAAUGGCAAGAGGCGCAUGGGAGGGGGCAGAUGAAGCAGCAGAUCAGCAGCCGGAGGAGACGCUGGUGGAUUUGAUGAGAGCAGUGGGGGCGGCGAGCUACCUCACUUGUGUCACUAUUGCUUGGCGCUGCGAGCCACCUUCAAUCAAACAUGUCCGUUCUGCCUUUCCUGCUGCAUGCGCCCAUGGUUCCCCUCCCCCCAUCCCUGCUGCCUGCCUGCAGGCGGCACCAGUCCUGCUAGCCUCUCCCACCCCUCAACCCCACCAACUGCUUACCGACCCUUCAGCACUGGAGCUGCAGCUCUUCGCCUCCCAGGCCGUUGGCCAGGUGGCGGAUUCUGAUAGGCCAGAGGACGUGGCAUGGGCGUGUCAGGUGCUCUCAGCAGUUGCCGCCGUUGCAGCUGCUGUUGCUACAGCUCCCCAGCCUUCCAUUCCUCCCCGGCUACAGCCAUGGGUGCACCGAGCAGUAGCAGCCAAUGUGUUGGCAUACCUCUCCUUCCUCCCUCGUGUUCCAGCCAUCGUCCCUGCCUUGCUACAAUCCCUCUCGCGAGGGCUGCUGCCUCCCACAACGCAGCAAGCAUCCCCCGCAGGAGCCACACCCGCACCUGCAAGGGGCGGCAGGAGGGUCAGCAGCAGCAGAGGUGGCAGUGGCAGAGCGAGUGAGCAGGCCACAUCUGCGUGUGCUGCUGCUCUCUGCGCCCUGUGUGAGGCACACAAUGCCAAUGACUCUGCUGCGGUUGCAUCAGCGUCGUUGAAUGAAGGCUUGGCGGCACAGCUAGUGGCUGUGGGGGAGACCCUACACCUGGCGCCGCUACAGCCGAAGCAGGAGGCGGACGUCAUCACAGCAGUGGCCUCCGCUGUUUCCUCCCUGCCGCCGUCCCACCUGCUGCUCGCACUGCAGCGCCUGCUGCAACCCAUCCUUGCAACCCUGCACGCCUUCUCCGCACAACAACUGACCAACAAGAGCUGCUGUGAGGCUGCUGCUUCCUUCACCAGGCUCACCAUUCUCUUGGAGCACAUUCGCCUACCGUCACCCGAGGUUCAGAGGCAGGACCACCAGCUGCCUCAGUACCUUCAGCAACUGCCCCCCUCGCUACGGUCACAUCAAAUGCAAUCAUCAGAUCCGCGGCUGCAACAACCAGGGGAGACACAUGGGGGGAUCCAAUCGUUCCUGCUCUCUGCCUGCUGGCCGCACCUGCAAUUCCUCCUCUCCCUCCCCUCCUCCUCCUCCUCAUCUUCCCCUGCUCUCGAUCGUGAUGCCCUGACCUCUGCGGUGGCUGCUGCUGCCCGCUGCCUUGCUCCACUCGCGACACUCUCAGGUGAUCUGCACUCUCAGGUGAUCCCUCGCCCCUUUUAUCACCCUCCGGGUCCAACCGUCCUCCCCUGCAUUCACCCUACCCUUACCUCUCUCGAAACCCCUGCAUGUCAUGUCCCGCCAAUCCACCACCUCUUCACCUUCCUCCCUUGUUCAAACCGUGUCCAACUCCUUCCCUUCCCUUCCCCACAACACCCAAUCCCACCAGGCCCGUCCAUCCUUCGCUGCACCGACCCCAGCCUUACCUCUCUCCAAUCCGCCUUCUCUGCUGCCGACCCAUCUCCCUCCGUUGCUCACAACAUCUCCCUCUCUCCUUCCCUUCCCCACAACACCCCAUCCCACCAGGCCCAUCCUUUCUCCCCUGCACCAACGCCUGCCAGCGUGGCACUUAAAGCCCCCAAGGGCGCAGAGCAGCAUCCGGAGCUCACGGAAGCACUGCUACACUUUGCAACGUUUCUGCUCGGCCUCGUGCCCCCUGCUCACCUGGCGGCAGACCCCUCUUCACCCGUGCUCCCACCGCUCUCCCACCUGCUACAAGUCGCACCUCCUGCCUGCACGGCAGCACACAGGGGAGUGUCUGCCUCCUCCUUCGCCUUCAUCUCAGCCCUGAUGACAGCAGCGAUACAGCAGGCUGGGGCUCUCUCGUUACAGUCACAGUCACAACCCCAGGCACAGCAGGGGGUGCCUCCCCUGGUGCAGCUGUGCACGGCACAUGGCGCUCUGCUCUCCCACACGCUCGUCGCUGCCCUGCUGGGUCCAAGCGCAGUUUCACGGGUGCACAAGUGUGUGAGCCUGCUGCAGCAACUCUUCCACGUGUGCUGCUGUGCGGCUCGAGCAAGCGGUUCCUCUCACACGCCAGCGUCAGCAGGAGCUGAAGCUUCAGCGGCAGCAGUGCAGGCAGCACUACCGCCCAUGCACCAAUGGCUUGUGGCAGCGUUUUCCGCCUUGCCACCUGGCUUCCUGAGAGCAGGAGAGGCGGAGGCGGUCCUCCCUGCGUGGCUCACACAGCUUGCCUCGUCUCCUCCACCUCUCGAUGGUUCGUCAUCCGAGGUUGAGUGGGGCAACACCCGCAUGCUGAGACGGCUGCUGCGGAGCUUUGCGGAUUCACACAGGCACACAGCCGUUGCCAUUGCUUCUGGUAGUCGUGUCAAGCAGCUAUUGGAGGACGAGGUGCGGCGCGAUCUGGGGCUGUCGGCGAUUCGUCUGCGGUUCACCGCGAACGGCGCGCUGGAGCACUGCAGCUUGUUUUCGGAGGCCGGCGGCCGGCACAGCUGCAACCAGGACUCCAUGAUCGCAUGGGAGGAUUUUAACGUCCCAGAAAUCGCGGGUCGCGUGAAAGGCCGCAUGCCUCCUGGCGCUGCGUCUGACGUCAUUUUCUGCGCCGUAUUCGACGGUCAUGGGCCCAACGGCCACCUCGUUUCGCAGCGCGUGCGCGACUCGCUCCCGAGCCGCAUUGCGUCGCUUCUCGCGCCGCCUCCGGUAGCAACCGUGUCGCCAUAUGGCCACCUCGACAAGUGCGCGCCGCCGAUGGCGCCUGCAAGCGACCAGCUCUUGCAGCGGCUCGGAGUUAAUGGAGGCAGCAGCAAGAGCAAAGGCGCUUCGGGAAAAGUCCACCCGCUGGGAGUAGCCCCGGCCUAUGGCGGCGAUGGCGGGAUGACGUUGCAGCGGUCGCGAUCCGCCAAUUCUCUAGAAAAUUCCGCGCCUCGGGGUUCCGUUUCCCCCUAUCACUCGUCCUCGUCGUCAGCAUCCUCUGCAGCGGCAGCGGCGGCGGCAGCGGCGGCCGAGGCGUCGAGGGAGGCGUCGAAGGCGCAGGUGGAGCGCGCGUUUCGGCGCGCGUUUCUGGAGAUGGACGACGAGCUGCGCAGCCACCCGCACGUGGACGGCCACGUCAGCGGCAGCACAGCCGUUGUCGCUGCCCUGCUGGGCCGUCGAUUGGUGGUGGCGAGCAUUGGGGAUUCACGCGCAGUAUUGGCGUAUCGUUGCAAGGCGGGCCACGCCGUUACCGGGACGGCUGCCCCCAUUGGCGGCAUGCAGUGCAAACCUCUCACCAACGACCACAAGUGCAGCGUCGCAACCGAGCGAAAGCGAAUUGAGCAAGCUGGAGGGCGGGUCCAGGCGUCAGAACAUGAGCCAGGGACCCCACGAAUCUGGUUACCGCGGGAGCGAAGCCCUGGUUUGGUGCCGUCGCGAGCGUUCGGCGACUUCGUGGUGAAGGAUUAUGGGGUGAUCGCCGAACCUGAUAUCCUGAUUCGGCACCUCACUUUGGAAGACGAGUUCAUUAUCCUCGCUUCAGACGGGCUUUGGGAUGUCAUGACCCCUCAAGAAGCCAUGUCAGCGGUGCUAGCCGCCCCAACCCGUCAGACUGCCGCGCGGCAUCUCAUUGCUCAGGCUCGCAGCAUCUGGGCGGCAAAGCACCAGUCAGAAGGCAACGAGGAAGCGUUUGACGAUACGGCGAGCAUAGCUAGUAUGGGAACUGUGUGCACGGAGGCAUCGUUUGGUACGGUGAUCUACUCAGAAACAGAUUACAAGCUGACCCGUACGGAAGCAGAUUACAAGCCGAGCCGAGUGGCAGCAGCAGAGGAGACCAAUCCUCCUGUGGUGCUCACCCCUCCUGUGUGUGAGGAUGGGUUUUAUCGUGAUGACACAAUCCGGGUGCCUGUAGAGAGGCAGGUGGAGAGGCAGGCAGAGGGCGGGGAGAAGGAGAACAUGGGGAACGGAGAUGGAGGGAGAUCAGUGUUGGGAAGCAUGGGCCAGGGCAUGAGCAGCCAGGAUAGCAGCAGCAGCAGCGCCAGCGGCAGUGUUGGUUUCAGCAAUAAUGAUAGCAAGAAGCAAGGCGUCAAUGCGGAGGGGAGGCGAAGCAUUCUCGGGCUGUUUUACAAUGGUGAAGUUGCUGCCUCUGCCUCUGCAUAUGCAUCUCUUGGUAGCUCCAAGGUGGUGCCACUGCCACUUGACGACCACACCAAGCAUGCGCCUGAAAACCCUCCUGGAAACCCGACUGAGAAAGCACCUGGGAAUCCACCUGUCACCAUCACCAUCUGCUCUGCUGAUGGUACACUCCUGACGGCUGCUGAUGCUCGAGUCAUGGCUCCCCCCAUGCGCUCUCGCAGUCUAACUGCCCUGUCUGCCUGCAUGGGUGGCGGCAUGGCUGGCAUGGGCGGCACCGACAGCAUGGCCGGCACGGGCGGCACCGGAACGGCAUGUAUGGGUGUCUCCUUGAGGGAAGGUCUGGGAAGCGAGACCAGCAGCAGUUGCGCCGGCGGGAAUGGCUAUGGCUGCACUAACACGAGGGCAGCGGAUCGCUACGUGAGUCUGGAGAGGGGGGUUGCUGUAGAGGCAGGGGACGGAGCAGAGGACGAGGUGGGGAGUAAAUGGGGUGGUAAGUGGGGGAGCGCAUGGGAGAGCAGCGGAGCGGGGUGUGGUGCGGCUAUGCAGUAUGCAGUGGCACGGCUGGGUUUGGACAUAUUGUGGCACAAAUGCUGGCGCACAGAGCCAUGA